Mesitornis unicolor (brown roatelo) is the source of this 1616-nucleotide messenger RNA. Its product is annotated as low-density lipoprotein receptor-related protein 5-like. The transcript is spliced from 8 exons. Gene Ontology annotation, molecular function: protein binding. The annotation marks the transcript as partial. The record is from RefSeq and is a predicted model, not a curated record. NCBI's taxonomy places the organism in Eukaryota, Metazoa, Chordata, Aves, Mesitornithiformes, Mesitornithidae.
GUGCUAACCGUGUGACCCUGGAAGAUUCCAACAUCCUUCAGCCAAUGGGACUCACUGUGCUGGGGAAUCACUUGUAUUGGAUUGAUCGUCAGCAGCAGAUGAUUGAGAGAGUGGAGAAAAUGAAUGGGUACAAAAGGACUCGAAUUCAAGGCCGAAUUGCUCACCUAACAGGCAUUCAUGCUGUGGAAGAGCUUGAUAUGGAGGAAUUCUCUGUGCAUCCGUGCUCCCGUGACAAUGGUGGGUGUUCGCACAUCUGCAUUGCUAAAGGGGAUGGGACUCCAAGAUGUUCAUGCCCCGAGCACCUUGUGCUUCUACAGAAUCUCUUAACGUGUGGAGAACCUCCAACUUGUUCCCCAGACCAGUUUACCUGUGCAACUGGAGAGAUUGACUGUAUCCCAAUGGCAUGGCGGUGUGAUGGAUUUCCUGAGUGUGAUGACCAGAGUGAUGAAGACAGUUGCCCCAUAUGCUCUGCAUCCCAGUUCCAGUGUGAGAAAGGACAGUGCAUCGAUGCACACUUGCGGUGUAAUGGAGAAAUUGACUGCCAAGAUAAAUCUGAUGAAGCGGAUUGUGAUACAAUUUGUCUACCCAAUCAGUUCCGAUGUGCAAGCGGCCAGUGCAUCCUCCUGAAGCAACAGUGUGACUCCUUUCCAGAUUGUAUUGAUGGUUCUGAUGAGCUUAUGUGUGAAAAAGCAAAGCCAGCCUCAGAUGAGUCACAGCCACACAGUAGUGCCAUUGGUCCUGUCAUUGGUAUAAUACUGUCGCUUUUUGUCAUGGGAGGAAUGUACUUUGUUUGCCAGCGAGUGGUGUGUCAGCGCUAUGCUGGGCCCAAUAGUCCUUUUCCGCACGAGUACGUCAGUGGCACCCCUCACGUCCCUCUUAAUUUUAUUGCUCCAGGAAGUUCUCAGCAUGGCACCUUUACUGGCAUCUCUUGUGGAAAGUCCAUGAUUAGCUCCAUGAGUCUCAUGGGAGGAAGCAGUGGUGCCCCCUUAUAUGACAGAAAUCACGUUACUGGAGCCUCUUCGAGUAGCUCAUCGAGCACUAAAGCCACUUUCUACCCACGGAUCUUGAACCCACCUCCUUCCCCAGCUACUGACCGCUCCCUGUAUAAUGCAGAGAUGUUUUACUCUUCAAACAUUCCUUCAACCACGAGAUCUUACAGGCCAUACCUUAUACGAGGGAUAGCUCCACCCACAACCCCAUGCAGCACAGAUGUCUGUGACAGUGACUAUACGACUAGUCGAUGGAAAGCCAACAAAUACUAUAUAGAUUUAAAUUCAGACUCGGACCCUUAUCCCCCUCCGCCCACACCUCGCAGUCAGUACAUGUCAGCAGAAGAAAGUUGCCCUCCGUCUCCUGCCACAGAACGAAGCUAUUUUCACCUCUAUCCCCCUCCACCCUCUCCUUGUACAGACUCCUCAUGACCUCAACAAAGGGAACUUUUCCUGUAAAUAUUUUAAAAUAUGAACAGAUUUAAAAUAUAUAUUUUAUGAUUUAAAAAAUAAAUUGGGGUGGGGAUGAAAAAAAAAGAAAUGUGAAUAAAAAUGGGUGGGAGGGAUGGGGCUAUGAAAAAUUGUACAGAGGAAGAAUAUUUAUAAAAUUGAUUAUUUUUAACUUAA